GUGGAGGAACCUUGCGUCCCAAUUUAUUUGCGGGAAGUUGACACGGCAAACAAUCCGUCGCCCAAUAGCGUCGCCAUCUGUGUUGCAAUGACAUGCAAGGAGGUGCGACAGAUUGAACUGCCUGUGAACGGCAUGACUCGUACCGUAUGCAUACAGCGCACGGCAACCGAAACCGAUACCGAAACCCUCUCUCGCAAACCCCCCACCGACACCACCACGGCAGCCCCACCCACGCCAGGCAAACGCUCCAAACGGAAACUCCCCUGGUCACUCUCUACAUUGGAGGGUGCCAAGAAAGUCAAAGCUGAGCCAGCGGAGGCAUCCGUUUUCCACGAGCCUGAUGAGAUUCCGAGAGUCAAAGCAGAGUCGGGGUUGGACCCUAUGGACGUGGAUAUAAAGCACGAAGAAUUCUUCAUCAAGCACGAGCUCAUAAAGAAUGGGCAGCGGUCAUUAGACGCAUGGGUCAAACCGGAAGUGAAAACCGAACUCAAACCCGCACCCGACCCAAACUUCUGGGAACACAUCCUCCACUUCGAUGACCCCGCCCCUCCACCUGGUCUCGCUGCACAACAACAACCGCGCCCGGCGCUCCCCAUACUGUACCACCAAACUGACGACGAAUGCCUCGAAGCCGCUCGGAAGUACCUCCAGCCUUUCAUCGAGGAGGCUGCGGCUGCCGCUGCCGCUUUAGCCGAGUCUCAACCUCAUCCAAGUGAUGGCGAGAGAGACCAGCCACAGAGGGGGAGGCGACGGGCGAGGGUGAAGCCCCGGCGAGGAGGAGGGAGGGGACGCGUGGUGGAGGAGGAUGAGGGGGAUGUGAGGUUGGGUAUGGAUGCGGAGUUUUGGGGUGGUUUGCGCGGGUUUAAUGAGGGGGUGGGGAAGGUUGUGGAUGCCUCUAUAUCGGAGACGGGCAAUGAUGUCGAUACUCGACCUGCUGUUUCCGCGUAUACCAGGACGUCUUCCCAAUCUCGCUUAACUCCCGUUCUUCCAAUCCAACCGUCGUCCGACUCCGACGCAACCACCGACGACGAAGCCCUACCACCUCCGCAUUCCCAUCCUCGUCCCCGCACAGCGUCCCACCAACCCAUCGCAUCCGUAUCCUUAUCAGGCUCACAAUCACAAGCACAACGACCUACUCACGCCACCCAAAGCUAUAGUCAAAGCUAUAGUGAAAGCCAACCACGGACGCAGACGCAGCGAUCGAUGCUUUUGGGGGAUGACGAGAGCGGGACGGAGGAUGAAGAUGAAGAUGAAGAUGAUGGUCGGGGAGGGGCUAAGGGGGCGGCACCGGUGGGGAUACGGGCCGGGACGAGUGGGCGGUUAGGAGCGGGGGAAUUACAGCCGCCGGCACCGACGACGCAAUUCGGGGCCUCGAGGACGAGUACGGCGCACAUCCAUCGCGCACCACAACCUCCAAUACCUGCAACGACUAUCCGCCCGGCAGCUUCGACACCACCCCUCACAGCCACGGCGAUUGCGCCAUCCGUCUCUACACCCACAUUCCCAUCAUCAUCAUCCUCACUCUCACAACCCCGCAAAAACAUCGACGACAUCCUAGACGAUCUCUUCUUCUGAUACACCACACCUACUUCAUUCACUUCAUUCAGUCCACGUAGCAGCCAGCGUCAGUGUCAGCGUCAGUGAUUAGUAGAGGCGAGAGAGGUUCGGGCCUCCGCUUGCGUAAACUUUUUGUACCGUCAUUGUCUCUCUGGGCGGGA
Fimicolochytrium jonesii is the source of this 1718-nucleotide messenger RNA. RefSeq lists its product as uncharacterized. The record is from RefSeq and is a predicted model, not a curated record. Lineage: Eukaryota; Fungi; Chytridiomycota; Chytridiomycetes; Spizellomycetales; Powellomycetaceae. Bases 88 to 1575 code for a protein of 495 amino acids. The transcript has a single exon.